CACUAUCGAGUAACAAGACUGGUCCCAAACGCGACGAACACGACUACUACGGUCAUUGAUCCAUUCGCAACCAGUUGUGCACCCUCGAUUGUCAAUUGUCCAGAUAGCAUUACGUUACAGGAUGACGUGCGUGUGCCAGCACACUUCAAUGAGGCUGGCUCCUGCUAGCGUGCGAAGUGGAAGAGCCGCUUGCUGUUCUGGUCGACAUCUGGAGCGGGAACCAAACCGAACUCUUGUCCGAACAGGAGCCCAAAUUGAUCCUAGGACAUCCACGCCAUCAGAAUCGACUACGAAACAAGACAGGAAAUGGCCUCGUGGACGAAGGCUGCCGAUGAGGGUCAUGAAACGGGACCUGCCAGCUGGGACUGGUGCUGGUGUCCAGUCCAGUCCAUGAUAGCCCGGCAUGGCAUGAGUCCUGUUUCUGAGCCUACUUUUCUCGUGCAGUACUCACGAGACCACUGUUCUUUCAUCAUGGAGACGCAUAGACACGAGAUUUUGAGCAACAAGCACGUUUUCUUAGCGCGAACGCAAGCGUUCAACGACAGCUCGGCCUGACUUGAGCAGCCAGAAAGACUACAUUCCUCGUAGGUCAUUCGCGCAA
This is a messenger RNA of Truncatella angustata, 601 nucleotides long. RefSeq lists its product as uncharacterized. The transcript has 7 exons. NCBI's taxonomy places the organism in Eukaryota, Fungi, Ascomycota, Sordariomycetes, Amphisphaeriales, Sporocadaceae. The coding region runs from base 122 to 394 and encodes 90 amino acids. The record is from RefSeq and is a predicted model, not a curated record.